GCGUAAGGUUAAUUGACCAUGCCUGAACCUGCCAAGUCCGCUCCAGCCGCGAAGAAAGGCUCCAAGAAAGCGGUGACCAAGACCCAGAAGAAAGAUGGGAAGAAGCGCAGGAAGACAAGGAAGGAGAGUUACGCCAUUUACGUGUACAAGGUGCUGAAGCAGGUGCACCCCGAUACCGGCAUCUCCUCCAAGGCCAUGAGCAUCAUGAACUCCUUUGUCAACGAUGUGUUUGAGCGCAUCGCAGGGGAAGCCUCCCGCCUGGCUCAUUACAACAAGCGCUCCACCAUCACCUCCCGGGAGAUCCAGACCGCGGUCCGCCUGCUGCUGCCUGGGGAGCUGGCCAAGCACGCCGUGUCCGAGGGCACCAAGGCUGUCACCAAGUACACCAGCGCCAAGUAACUGCUGCCCCAUCUCUUGCCCUACUCCCGGCAACACUAAGGCUCUUCUCAGAGCCACC
Messenger RNA from Xenopus tropicalis (tropical clawed frog), 457 nucleotides. Its product is annotated as histone H2B 1.1. The record is from RefSeq and is a predicted model, not a curated record. The coding region runs from base 19 to 399 and encodes 126 amino acids. Lineage: Eukaryota; Metazoa; Chordata; Amphibia; Anura; Pipidae. The transcript has a single exon.